Rotaria sordida is the source of this 2250-nucleotide messenger RNA. Lineage: Eukaryota; Metazoa; Rotifera; Eurotatoria; Philodinida; Philodinidae. The record is from the annotation of a GenBank genome assembly.
AUGACUAGUAAUAAUUUAAUUGAAUUCAAUUGUCUUGGUACUAUCUUUCUCAUUCGAGAAACUUCUCUUAAUCGUUUUCCAAAUACUCUUCUUGGUGAUCCAAAACGUCGUGGUUCUUUGUAUAACAAAGUAAAACAACAAUAUAUUAUUGAUCGACAUAUUGUUUCUUUUGAAGCAAUUAUUAAUUAUUAUGAAACAGGUCAAUUAAUUGCACCUACAAUUUAUGAACCAAUUAUUUUUUUUGAAGAACUUAAAUAUUUUCAAUUAGAUGAUGAAACAAUUCAACAUUUUUAUAAUAGUGAAAUACAUGAAGAAUUUAUUGAUCAUCAACGUAUUGUACCAUCAAAUCGUAUUUUACGAGCUAUUUGGAUUUCAUUAGAAUAUAAUGAUUAUUCAUUCAUUACACAAAUAAUUCAAUUAAUUUGUUUAAUUAUUUCUUUACUCUAUUGUUUUAAUAUUUCAAUUGAACUUCUUCCACAAUUAUCAAGAGAAAAAGUUAUCUGUUAUAAAUCAUCUACUAAUCAUCAUCAUUUAACUAAUUGUAAUAAUAUAUUUUUUGAUUUUCGUCCAUCAAAAAUUGCAGGUCAAUGGAUUCUUAAAAUUGAACAACUAUGUACUAUUUUUAUUACAUUGGAAUAUAUUCUUCGUUUUCUAACAUCACCUCAUAAAUGGCUAACAUUAAUUUUAUUAAUAAAUAUAUGUGAUUUAUUUACAUUAUUUGUUAGUUGGAUUUAUUUAAUAUUAAUUAAUAUGAAUAUAUCAAAUAAUGAUAAACAAGAUUCAUUUUUUUAUAUAAAAUUAUUUCAAUAUUUAAUGCUUUUACGUUUAUUUCGAUUUUUUCGUCUUUGUCGUUAUGUUAAAUCAUUACGAAUACUUUUUUAUGGAAUUCAAAAUGCAUUUAAAUAUAUUUUAUCUAUUGGUUUUAUAAUACUAUUUUUUGUAUUUACAUUUGGUGUUAUUAUACAAAUUAUUGAAAAAAAUUGGGAUCAUGCUUAUGUAACACGUCUUGAAGAUUUAUUUAAUAUUGUUACUAUAUCAACAAUAACUGUUGGUGAUGCUAAACGUGUACCAUUGUCACCAAACGGAAAAAUUCUUUGUUCAUUUCUUGCUGGAAUAGGUUUAUCGACAUAUUAUCUAUUGGAAUCUAAAAACGGUAAUGAAGCAAAAGAAUAUAAUGAAAAGAAAGCGAUAGUUCAAAAAAAAAAAGAGUUCACAUUUAUUGUUACACGUCUUCAAUCACAACAAAAUGAAAUAGAUCAGUUUAUGAGAAAAUUACUUAUAUAUGUAUGUACAUCAUCGAUGAGUACUAAUACACUUGUUAAUGAAAAUUUACCUGUUAAUAAUACAACAUCGACAACAACAUUAAAUAAUGAUGGUCCUAUAGCACACCUUGAUCAUAUGUUAAGUACACUUCAUGAUGACCAACAAACACGAAUGCCAUCAAAUAUAUCAAUUGAUACAUUUGAUAAUAAAUCACAUCGAAUAAAUCAUCGUUCAACAUCACGAACAGCAAUAACUGAUGGAAAAAUUGUUGAAUGUUCAUCAGAAAAUUCAAUUGUUUAUCGAUAUUAUACAGGAGAAUCAGGUUCAAUUAUUGAAGAACAUUUUGAUAAGGCACUUAAACAACCAACAUCAUUUAAUUCAACAAGAUCAAUAUCAACACGAGAUCCUCGAACAUCAUCUUAUGGUUAUUCAAGCAUGAUGAAUCCAUCAAGUAGUUUUUGGCCUAAUUUUAUGACAUCACCAACUUCAUAUCCACAUCCAACUUAUCUUCCUACAUCACAAAAUGAAUAUACUGAUUGGAUGCAUCAUCAUCAUCAUACAUAUCGUUCACCUUAUUCAACAAAUUCAACAACAACAACACCAUCAUCAUCAUCAUCAGCUAUUUCAAACAAUCAUUUACAUUCAAUUGGAUCACCAAAUAAUACAAAUCUUAAUAACAAUACAGGGCGUUAUCAUCAUCAUACAUCACCCGAUAUGGAUGUUGUGACAGCAGCAGCUAUUGGAGCUGCAGCCGCUGCACAAAUGUUUCAUCAUGAAAAACAAUCUCAUCAUGGUUAUACACCAACAUCUCAUCAUUUUGAUUAUCAUCUUGGUGGAUCAAUGAUGGCAACAGCAUCAUAUGCAUUUCCUCCACAGAGCUUUGAUUUAAUGGGUACAGGUACAUCAACAAUGGGUUUAGAAAAUCCAAAUAUUAAAGAUUCAACAGCAUCGACACCUUGGUAUUCAAAUCAUCAUUUAUCGUGUUGA